GUCAGAUUGAUAAACAUUUGAACAGUAUGCUGCUUUGAGUAAUUUAAUAUAAUUGAUAUUUAACAAAACAAAACCUAUCAAAUAUGCCUUUUAUGAAAGGUCCAGCUCCGAUCAGGAGAACUUUAAAGUAUUUAGAAAGUGGUAAACUCAUAUUAAAAGACAGGGUUCAAGUAUUUUCUAUAAACUAUAAUAACUUUGGAAAACACCAUGAAGGUGCCAGAGACUUUAUUUUUUGGCACUUACCACAACUGCAAUAUAAAAAUCCGAAUGUGCAAGUAAUCACUUUCAGGAACAUGACACCAACCCCUUUUAUUCGAUGUUACUAUGAUAAUGGUGAAGACUUAUUAAUAGAUAUUGACAGUCAAAAGAAAGAAGAUAUUCUCCGCCACCUAAUUAGUGUUGUUGGAAAAUCAAAGAAGGUGCUACAAACAGAAAUGAGAAUUUUACAGAAGAUUGAUAAUCCUGCCAACUUUGGGUAUGGCUGCAGUAGGCACUGCUUCUGUGAAAUCCCUGGUCAAGUUCCUUGCCCAUCGGUUGUACCCCUACCCAAGCAUAUGAGGGGCAAAUACAUUUAUUCCAAGGAUACCUAGAUAAUUUAAUAUUUUUAUUAUUAGCCAAAAUGUUCGCUACAUUAAAUGUAUAUCUAUUUCUGUAUACCUCUUAAUAAAGAACUUCUUUUAAGUUA
This is a messenger RNA of Nezara viridula (southern green stink bug), 685 nucleotides long. The record is from the annotation of a GenBank genome assembly. Lineage: Eukaryota; Metazoa; Arthropoda; Insecta; Hemiptera; Pentatomidae.